AUGCCGUUGGUUACUCUUGAGCCGAAGGUCUAUGAUCUAGCCAUAGAGUUGCUCGACUCGUACGUUCAAGCCGGCAGACAGGAUGUUAUCGAGCGCAGGAAGCUUCGUAAGCUAAAACAAGAUUCAAACGAGAAAUUUUCGCAUUACAUCAUUCGUCUUCGUCAACAAAUCAUGAAUUGUGGUUUCGAAAAAUAUUCAUCAGAAGUAUGCGAAAUUCUGAAGGAAAUAUAUUUGAUUGAUGUGGUAGUGGAAAACUGUCGGUCAGAUGAGUUGCGCAAAUCAAUUUUGAAACGCGAUCGCACGCUGAAGGAAAUAGAAGAGAUUGCUGCAACUAUCGAAGACACGGAUCAUCAGAUGAAAGAGCUAAAAGAAAGUAACGCUGUUUCGCGGGAAUCAUCAUUUUACGAGAUCGAACGAGGAAGAGGUGUAAUUUCGACGACUAAAAAGUUUGGCGAACGUGUGGGAAAUUUGUCUGCUGUUCAUAAUCGUCGUUUAAAUCAACAAUCAUCUUCAAUGAGCUCCAAAUCAUCUUGCUACGCGUGUGGACAGAUGGGCCAUAUUUCCAACUCACCGGAGUGCCCAGCUCGAGGUCGUACCUGUCGUCGGUGUCAAAAACUCGGACAUUUUGAGAUUGUGUGUAAGAAACGUAAGCCUGUUAACCAGUUUGGGGUCUCCAAGAAGGUAUCGAAGAAGGUGUACACGGUGGACAACCAGCCCGAUAAUAUUACCGAAGUUGAAGAAGUUGAUGAUUUCAAGCCGGACGAAAAGAUUUACUAUGCGUUUUAUGGAGGAAACGAAAGCAACAUGCUGGAAGCUACGAUCGGCGGUGUUCAGAUCAAGGUUUUGAUCGACUCUGGUGCUGAUGCGAAUUUGAUAAAGUUGGAGACGUGGGAGAUGCUGAAAACGAAAGCAGUACGAGUUGUGAAAUCGAUCAAAGGUUCGGCGCGCAUUCUGAGAGGAUACGGUAGCGAAAGACCCCUCGACGUUGUUGGAACAUUCGAAGCGGAAGUGAACAUCGGUCGGCGAUCAGCGUUUGCAGAAUUUUUUGUCGUCAGAGGGGGUCAGAAGGAUAUUCUUGGCGAUUCAACGGCGAAGAGUUUGGGUGUCUUGAAGGUUGGUGUUGAAGUGAAUAACGUCGAUGUGAAAGCUAAGCCAUUUGCCAAAAUCAAGGGAGUGAAGGCGUCAAUCGAAAUGGAUCCGGAGGUUAAACUAGUGUAUGCUUUAUUUUGA
Messenger RNA from Aedes albopictus (Asian tiger mosquito), 1230 nucleotides. RefSeq lists its product as uncharacterized. Lineage: Eukaryota; Metazoa; Arthropoda; Insecta; Diptera; Culicidae. Gene Ontology annotation, biological process: proteolysis. The transcript has a single exon. The coding region runs from base 1 to 1230 and encodes 409 amino acids. The record is from RefSeq and is a predicted model, not a curated record. Gene Ontology annotation, molecular function: nucleic acid binding; zinc ion binding; aspartic-type endopeptidase activity.